UUUUACGUAAGUAAUCAACGCCCUCUACGGUCAUUAUUUGCCCACCAAAUUUGAGUCUUGUUUGAUCGGCGGCGAAAUAUUAGGCAAAAAUUAGACGAAAGAACCGAUAUUAUCCCGAUUCCCAUAACAACAUGUGUCUCAAUAUUUCUCAGCUAUGAUGAUGAGCGGACUUCAUCAACUUUUCUGAACAUCAUGAUACCUGCAAUAUGUUCAAUCUGUGCCGACUAUUUUGAGUCUGAACAGACUGUUGUCUCCUGCCCUUGUGGACAUGUCUUCCAUGAGCACUGCUUGUUGCAGUGGCUGGAGAGCUCUACGACGUGCCCUCAAUGCAGACGUCAUACCACGUCUAGGAAGCUCAUAAGGUUGUUCUUUGAAAUACAGCAACCUGAAGAUGGGGAAGUGGACGCAACCUCGCUCAAGAAUGAAGUUGGCGAACUGCAAGCUGAAAUUUGCAGGAAGAAGAAGGAGAUAGCUGAUCUGGUUGCAGAGAGUGCACAUAACAGCGAGAGGGUUGUAACGUUGAAUAAAAACAUCAAGAAAGUCACCAAGAAACUCUCCGAUGAACAGUCUACAAAUGAAGCACUUAAGAAACAACUUGAUGUAAUGAGUUUCAGAAUGGACGAGGCAAAAGAAGCCAAGCGAGAGGCAAAGAGGCUCAGGGAGAAACUCAAAUUUUUGGAGAGAUUUGAGCUUGUAAUGUCCAUGAAUGCUGACAUGGUGGACAAUAUGCUGCGGGAGUUUGGAGAAGGACCCAAAUCGGCAAGAGAGCUCGCUACAUACUGUGCGUCUUUGAAAAGAGAAUUUGAGAACAUUAAGGACUCUAGGAAGCAGCUGAAAGAGGAGAACAGUAGUUUGAGGAAAGACCUGAACCAAAAAACAAGAGUGCUUGACAUCAAGUCUAAAGAUUUAGAAGCUGUACAGCAUUCUCUCAUGUCAUUACAAGAUGACGUCCAGAGCUUAGAGAAGGAGAAGAAAGAACUCAAAGAGCGCAAUGAGAUCCUACAAACAGCUCUCAACUCACCGGUGGAUGGUGCCAAGUCAGCAUCCCUCAAGCAAGUCUUUACGCCCAGUAACAUGACCAAGAAGCCGAGACUGAGCGGCCCUGAUGAGAACGAGGAUGACAGCAUCAUCCUUGUAGAACCGGGGAACCCUGAAACACCAGACAUCGUUGCACCUAGUCCUAGCUUGGAAGAGCGGAACACCUGCAGAGAGCUGGGUAUUCGUUUUGUGAAAACCACCUCACUGGCUUCCAAGAUGAAGAGGCCCGAAAAUAGUGUGUCAGAGUCAUCGAUAUGGAAGAACACAUUAGCUUCGUCUAGUCUCUUCAACAAGAGAAGAGCCCUCUCUGGUCGAAACGAGAGCAGCCUUAGGAAAGGUUAUGACGGCAUGGGCGGCCAUGAUAGAUUUAUUGACACUGAUCCCAUUAUCAUCAGACCAAACAUGAAGAAAGCACCUCGAGGAGUAAAGAGAAAACCUUCAGGGAAACCUUGUUCACAACCACUACCGACGUUGGACAGGUUCUUACCCUCUUGAACAACUCUCAAGGUUUGCUCCAUUGAGAGGAGAAAACUCAAGGAUGUGUGCAGAGUAUGUUAAAAGGAACUGUGUCCACACCUUUUUACAAGUUCUUUUGAAGAGGAUCUCUUUGAUAGGACAUUGAAAGAUGACCUUCGAGAAAACUGAAGGAUGUGUCCAGAAGAUGUUUAAAGGAACUGUGUCGUCAUCAUUUCCUAACUUCCUUUGAUGAGUUAAACCCUUAUUCAUAGACAGAUCCAUUAUCAGCUUAUGAUAUGGAGGAUCCAUCAAGGAAACAUCCUAGGAACAUUCAAAGAGACUUCCAAGAACCUUAAAGUAGCUUUGAAGUAAACGUCUGAGGACGUUUGAAGGAGACUUCCAAGAUACUUUGAAAGAAACAUUCUACAUCGUUCAAAGAAACUUUGGGAAAUAUUGGAGGAAACUUCACAGGAUCUUUAACGGAGACCUUCAACCAAGUUUUGAGGAAACAUCUGAGGAAGUUGGUAGGAAACCUGCAAGGAACUGACUUUCCAGAAACUUCCAACAAACCCUCAACCAAGUUUUGAGGAAACAUCUGAGGAAGUUGGAAGGAAACUGACUUCCAAAAAACUAUGGAGGAAACCACUGAGAUCAUUCAAAGAAACUUGAAAGAUUUAAUGGAACUUCAUCAGAAAUUUCUAGGAUACUUCAAUGAACCCUUUAAGUAUUCAAGGGAACAUCUCAGGAAUUGGUAAGGAAACUUUCAAGGAACUUUGAAGGAGAUUUCUAAGAAACUUUUGAGGGUACAUAGAGCACUUUGAAGGAAAUGUCCAAGCAACUUUACAUAGAAACUGUCAUAGAAUUGCAUCGGUUACAUUUUCCAAACUCGGGCAUUUUUCUCUUUCCACCAGUGGUCGUAUCACUACUUAUGAAAGAGAAAUUAGAGCAGUUCCUUGUGAAUUUAAUACUCACACUAGUUCAAGACCAGUUUCUCAUUAUGUCGUAUCUCAGAAAUGCAGCUUGAAAUUUUGAAACUUCAAUGUUUGACAAUAUUCAUACCCGGGUCAUUUACGAGUGACAGAAGCGCUGGUGAUGUAACUAGAGGCCGCGCUCUCACGCAGCAUUAUGAAGUGGUCUCACUCCUUGCGUUCACUUACUCUAUUGAAAAUCUAAUUAUUUUCUCUUGAAAGCACAUCAAGAUGCUACUAUGAUGUGGAAGAGGUUCAUCGUGGUGAAAGAUGCUACUACUAUGCACUUUACAAAUCCACACAUUUUUAGGUCUUUGAACCAGAGAUAACUUUGCUUUUUAAUGAUAAUAAGUAAAAUCUUUUGGGACCUCAUGACUUACUAUAUAAAACAUGAUUUGCAUAAUGUUGUCUGAAAUAUUGCUUCAAUUCGGGCAAUAAUUUGACUUAUGGAAGGUUAACUUACGUAAAUUCAACUUUUCUCUAAUUUUCAAUUAUUUUGGCACUCGAUACUUCAUGCGGCAGUUUACCUUUCUAUUGUAAGUGCAAUGUUAAGAUUUUCAAAAUCAUAGAUAAAUUGAUUUUUGGGUCAUACCAUGCCAAUUCACCCAAUGAAUGUGCAAUUUUGCACCCGACCCUCUCGGAAUUCGUUGUAAAUUGGUACACAUAAAAUUCACCAUUUCCCACGCACAAAACAAAAAAAAUUAGUCCAAUUGGUCCGUCGGUUCUCGCGCUACGGCCCGCCCUUUUCUCCUUGUUUUGACAAAAAUGGGCGUGACCCUCAACUUUCAAUGGCCACUGCGUCGUAACGUGUUAACCAAUUUUCAUGAAACAGGUACCAUUUAUUAGGAAAUUCAGAGAGGAAUCCAAAACAUGCAUCAAAUAAUGUAUUGGAGCAAUUUAUAAGGUCGUGACCUUUGACCUUUACUUUGACCUUGAGUUUGACCCCCGGACAAAUAAUUUUUUUACUUGAUUUUCAUGUAUGUUAAUUAUUAGUAUGAUAUUGACAAAAUAUGUUAAAAUCAAUGAUGAUAUUUUAUUUCUUCACCUUUUAAAACUCUUCCAAAGAUACCAUGAAAUUUCACUCUAGUCCUACAUACUGAUAUUCAUGUUAGUAAAGUGUUAACCAUUUACAUGAUUUCUUCCAAUCUUAAGUUACAGUAUGCAUGCACAUGAAAAGAAAUUAAGCUCAUCAGUUCACAAAUGAAACAUUAAACAUUUAUGCUCAUGAAUAGGUAUCUGUUUAGGCAAUUUGAUGUUCAGCAAUAUAUGUCAUAUAUAUACAUAUAUAUAUAUAUAUAUUCUUGUUAGUAAAUAGGCAUAUACUCAACAAUUUGAUGAUAAAAGUAAACACUUUACUAACAAGAAUAUAUAUAUAUAUAUAUAUAUGUAUAUAUAUGACAUAUAUUGCUGAACAAUAUUGCUGAACCAAUUUACAACGAAUUCUGAGACGGUCGGGUGCAACCACUGGGUGAAUCCAGAUGGAAUGACCCUUUUGCAAGAUGGUAUAGGGAAGAUAAAUUACAAAAUUUCACUUUGACCAAAUAUUGAGAUAAAAGCAAUAUUAGAGAUUAAAUUGAAAAUCUUUCUGGAUGUUAAUUGAUAUUGAAUGUAUGGUACAUGUAUCUUGUAAAUAAAUGUAUUAUUGUAUAAAGAACAUAAAUCUGAAUGAAAGUUUUGCAAAAAGAAAGAAAAAACCCAGAUGAUUCAGUUUUUUAUUUAUUUUAA
Molecule: messenger RNA, 4187 nt
Organism: Lytechinus pictus (painted urchin)
Lineage: Eukaryota; Metazoa; Echinodermata; Echinoidea; Temnopleuroida; Toxopneustidae
Product: E3 ubiquitin-protein ligase TRAIP-like
Exons: 11
Coding region: 193-1533 (446 amino acids)
Biological process (GO): protein ubiquitination; replication fork processing
Cellular component (GO): site of DNA damage; nucleus
Molecular function (GO): ubiquitin protein ligase activity; zinc ion binding
Source: RefSeq, a predicted model, not a curated record